AAAGAGUUACAUUAUUUCUAACAUCGACGCAGCAGCCCGUGUAAUGUCAAGUACUCUUACCCUCUGUUUUCUGGAUGUUGAUAAACUUUUAUGUGUUUGACUAUACCUCUGUUCUGAUCAGGGUCAACCCACAAUAACGACUUGCUAAUCUUAUUUUGUCUUGUUCUUCUGGACGCUAGCGAUCCUCUGUCACGAAAAUGCUAUUGAAACCAGCACUUUUACUAGGUUUAAUUAUGAGCCUCCAUUUCGCAUCAGGUACCUCCACGCCAGCAGCGAACAUUACCGAUCUAACCACAGACACGGCAAUGACCUUAACAUCUUCCGUUUCCUCUACCUCAGACAAUUCGACGCCUGAAGUAAGUUCGACCACUGCUGCCACAACAUUGAAAGAGACCGUAUCAUCCGACCUGACAACUGCAGGAAUGACUUCGUCCAGCGUGACUUCGGUGUCAGUGUCCAGCACAACAGCAUCCAACGUGUCAUUGACCUCGCAGUCCAGCACAACAGCAUCCAACGUGUCAUUGACCUCGGAGUCAGUGUCCAGCACAACAGCAUCCAACGUGUCAUUGACCUCGGAGUCCAGCACAACAGCAUCCAACGUGUCAUUGACCUCGGAGUCAGUGUCCAGCACAACAGCAUCCAACGUGUCAUUGACCUCGGAGCCAGUGUCCAGCACAACAGCAUCCAACGUGUCAUUGACCUCGGAGUCCAGCACAACAGCAUCCAACGUGUCAUUGACCUCGGAGUCAGUGUCCAGCACAACAGCAUCCAACGUGUCAUUGACCUCGGAGCCAGUGUCCAGCACAACAGCAUCCAACGUGUCAUUGACCACGGAGUCAGUGUCCAGCACAACAGCAUCCAACGUGUCAUUGACCUCGGAGUCCAGCAUAACUGUUCCCAAUGUCACAUCGACCUCAUCAACGUCUUCCACCUCUUCGACCACAACCGUUAAAAAUCCUGGUAACUCGGUAACAGUCAACCCCUUGGUCCCCCUAUUGACAUUUGUUUUAAGUUAUCAUCUUAUGAAAUUGAGAUAAUUCAUCUGAUAAAUAUUUCAGAUAAAUCAUCAAGGUUUUUUUUUGGUAUAAACAUCAACAACAAUAAAAUAUAGAAUAUCUUCUCAUCUUUUAUAUAUGUUUGUGAAGUCUGGAAUAAUCUUGAAAACAAUACCAUUAAGCUGUUGAUGAACUAAAAACUUAAAAGCUAAUUUACAAAGGAAUCAAAGAAUGACGAAGUAACUAUCAAUAUUGAAAUACGACUAUACGCCUAUUCAAGUGUGAUAUUUAUGUGUUUUUAUUCUUUGUGCUUUCUACACUCUUCGGUCAAUGUUUUGUUGGGUUUUUUUUUUUUGGAGAUUUUUGGAGAAAAUAGCAACAAAAUGUUUGUAGUGCAAUUUUAAAUUAAAUUUACUUUCUAUGUCAAACUUGUUUUCAAAACGUUUUAGAGCCUAAUAUGUAUCCUAAAUAUCAGGUUAAAUAAUAAACCAUCAAAUAGGCUAGAUACUGUAUUUUCGCUCAUAUAAGCCACGGUUUAUGCAAGAUUUAAAAAAAAAAAGUGGUUUACACAAUGUUUUUAACUCAUAAACAGAGCAUAACGAAAACUAUGGACAUACCUGAGGGUCUUUAGACCUCCUAGAGUUCGCUGUGUGGUUGUGUAAUGUACAUUUUUUUUGUUUGAUGUAAUGCACAAAUUGUAAGACAAAUUUCCAUACGGACAAUAAAGAUUAUUAUUAUUAUUA
Biomphalaria glabrata is the source of this 1738-nucleotide messenger RNA. RefSeq names its product mucin-21-like. NCBI's taxonomy places the organism in Eukaryota, Metazoa, Mollusca, Gastropoda, Planorbidae. The record is from RefSeq and is a predicted model, not a curated record. The transcript is spliced from 2 exons. The coding region runs from base 198 to 1037 and encodes 279 amino acids.